This is a messenger RNA of Rhipicephalus microplus (southern cattle tick), 2415 nucleotides long. Its product is annotated as zinc finger protein 532. NCBI's taxonomy places the organism in Eukaryota, Metazoa, Arthropoda, Arachnida, Ixodida, Ixodidae. The record is from RefSeq and is a predicted model, not a curated record.
CUAUUCUGCCGAGCGUUUGCCGAUGUCAUGGGCGAGUCGCAUACGGUGCUGCGUACUUGGAUGCUCGGCCUCUUACGAAAGCACCGAUGAUUCCGGAGAAAAAGUGCGCUUCUACGCAUUUCCCGCGAAGCAUUACGAUGCUGAACGUAAGAACAAGUGGAUCGACAACAUUAGACUAGCCAGAAACGACGUGAACGGAGUCUGGUCGCCCUCGAAGAACUCAAGGGUCUGCUCGAAGCACUUCGUUGGUAAUGUUAAGGGAGAAGAUCCGAGGGAACUGAACUACAUCCCCACCAUCUUCCCUGUCGUGAGCGCAAAGACCGCAGAGAAGUACAACAGGCGCCUCAAGACGAAGCAAAACUCAAUACCAAACCUGACUGAACAAUCGCAGCGAAAGCUUCCUGAAGCGAGCCGUCUGGGCGCUGGAGGAACGAAGAUUUCCUUACCGUCCGCCAAGGCAGUUACUAGAGAAGACGCCGCUGGAACUACAAUGGAAGGACAGGAAAUUGGUGGAAGCCUAGCCAAGGACACUUCUGGUUUGAACAAGAGGACUGUGCAUCUGGCUUCUGUGGUUGAAGGAGAUGGAUCUCUGGACAGCGGUGUUCAUGUCACACUGGACGACUUUCUUCGCGAAUGGUCGACAGAUCCGCACCCAAGAUACGUUGCCGCAAAGCGUGAAGAGAAUGGACCUGCCACUUCGGGCGACGGGAGCGGAGGCAACAGCUUUGAUUGCCCCAUCUGUGCAGACUCCUACUCAACCUCGCGUAGCCUUCGACGUCACCUGUCUCGUCGUUCAUUCCUGGCACGGCUGCCGUGCCGCAAAUGUAGUUCCUGCCAUCUGGCAUUCAACCGCUGCACUCUCAUAAUGCGAGCACAGGGUUGUCGUAUUGCUGCCUCUAAUGCCACCCUGUCAGCACUGCCACCUAAAGAAACAUUGGUUCCCGUGGAACUUCCCGAUGAGUCUGAAAACACAAGCUCUCAGCCUGAUGUGCCAAUGACUGUCCUUGAAAAGGUCCUUCAGAGCGUGAUCUGCUCCGAAUGCUAUACGAACCUUGAGGACGAGUCCUCCCGAGAGGCCCACUUUCACCCGUCACGAGGCAACCUCAUCCGCUGCGCAAGCUGCCCAAUGCUGUGCACUUCAGAGUGUGCUCUGCGUGCACACCGAAGGCUACAUAACCAGCGACGCCCCUUCGUCUGUCCCGAGUGCGGCCUGCGUUGCGAGGGUGAAUGGAACAUGUUCCACCGGCAUGUGACCAAUCAUUGCCAUCAUUAUGAGCGAAUUGUGGGCUACCACUGCCAGCUGUGCCCUGCCCUGCUGCUUGAUCAAGCUGAACUUGCCAGCCACAUAGUGGACACGCACAGCAGUGCCUUGCACAAGUGCCAGAUGUGUCCGAUGGCCUUCAUAAAUUUAGAGGGAUUCCACACGCACCGGCUGACAAUGCACCCCAAGAUGCGCAGCCAGUGCUGGGUGAUCCUCAAGUGCCCCCUAUGCGAAGCCGUCUUUGCAUCGGCCGAGCAGCUUACCAACCACACGAUAAGCCACCUGGACAAAUGCGGACGGUCCUUGUUCAAGUGCGGCACAUGCGACUCCCUUCACCCCACGCGUGCGGACCUGGUGGCUCAUGUGCGCAAGCUGCACCCCGCCAUGCACCAAGAAUCGCUCUGGGGCAGGGAAGAGGACCCGACCAUGGCCUUCAUCUCGGGACAGAGCAAGAGUACAAAGGCAAAAGCGCCCACUGAAAUCAUCAACCUGGAUGAUGAUGAAAUGGCCAGCUCUAAAGACAAGGCAAUGGACACUUCUGCACCAUUAUCGCAAAAGCCGAAGAAAAGGAGUAUUACAGGGAAGCCAUCACCUGCCCCAAGUGCUACCUCUGACCAAGCAAAGAAAAACAAGCAAGAUACUCCUAAGAAAGCUAAUCAGCAGUCUACCGAUGAUAGCGAGCAGACGACUGUCGAGCAGGAAGAGAAGCCGCCAAACAACACCAAGGCGUGUGCGAAGUGCGACUUCCAAAGCAGUGACUUGUCCGCUUUCCGCGAGCACAUCAAAGUGCACCGGCCGCCAAAUCAAGAAACAUUCCAGUGCCACGAGUGUGGUCUGUGUUAUGUGGUGGAGCCCUCGUUGAGGAAGCACCUUCGAGGAGUGCACGGGGUGGAGGAGAAGAAGGCCGCCGACAGGCUCGCGGAAGCAGACCCCAACGGUGCUGCUGUCAGUGGGCUUCGCUGCUCCGUGUGUUUGGCAACAUUCGACACUGAACGAGAACUCAAAAGCCACACGCGUAGCCACGGCAUGGCAUUCCUGAAGAAAGUGAAGGCUAAAGACGGCACUGUUUGAUCUGCAGUGUGUGAGUGUAUGUGUGUGUGCGUGCUUUUCAUUGAAUGAGUGAAUAAAUUGAUAUAAGUGUGUUUUUACAUUUA